Helianthus annuus (common sunflower) is the source of this 1398-nucleotide messenger RNA. RefSeq lists its product as uncharacterized. NCBI's taxonomy places the organism in Eukaryota, Viridiplantae, Streptophyta, Magnoliopsida, Asterales, Asteraceae. The record is from RefSeq and is a predicted model, not a curated record. The transcript has 2 exons. Bases 1 to 1398 code for a protein of 465 amino acids.
AUGCUAAUACUAAACAAGGAGUUUCUGAGGGGGCAAGCACUCCCGUUGACAUGGUUUUCUUUGGAUAGUAUUGCCUCUUGGAAUAUUAGGGGCUUGAACUGGCCCCUAAAACAAAAAGAGGUUUAUCAAAUAGUUGCUGAAAAUCACUUGACAGUUUGUGCCAUUUUGGAAUCUCAUGUGGAGGUCUCAAAGCUUUCUAAAGUUUGUUGUGGAGUUUUUAAAAAAUGGGAUUGGACAUCGAAUGGAGGGAUUUGUAACAAGGGCACCAGAAUUAUUGUAGGAUGGAAUGAUGAUAUUGUAGAUCUUAUGGUUCUAGCUCAGUCUGACCAGGUAAUGCAUGUUCAGCUUCGAUCCAAGAUUGACUCGAAAAUGUUUUUUUGUUCCUUUGUUAAUGCCAAAAACACGUACCAAGAAAGAAGAGUUUUAUGGAAUGAUCAGUGUCUACAUAAGCAGUUUAUAAACGAUUGGCCAUGGAUUGUCAUGGGAGACUUCAAUUCAGCGCUCUAUGCGGAUGAUUGUUUAUAUGGCACAUCGUCUCUUUCUAUUGGUAAGCGUGAGUUUUAUGAUUGUGUCCAGUACAAUGAGCUGUUAGACAUUCAAGGUCAUGGGUUACACUUUACUUGGAACCAAAAGCCGAGGAAGGGUGUGGGCAUUUUAAAGAAAAUUGAUCUGGUUAUGGGUAACAUGAAGUUUUUAGAUUUGAUCCCGGAUGCCCAUGUUUUAUAUCAUCCUUACCGCAUUUCGGAUCACACUCCUUGUAUCCUUAAAAUGAAUGGUGUGUAUCGCCAAAAGCCUAAACCGUUCGAAUUUGCUAACUUUAUUGCGUCGAAAGCUGGGUUUAAAGAUUGUGUCUCGGAGGAAUGGAGAAAGAAGGUGGAUGGUGUUGCUAUGUUUUCUGUCGUCAAAAAACUACGGAACUUGAAAUCGCCUUUGAGGAAGCUUUUGUUUCUUCAAGGAAAUCUGCAUGAUAAAGUGAAAAAUCUAAGGAAUAAGCUGGAUGAAGUUCAAAAACAGAUUGACUUGAACCCUCUCGAUGCUAGGCUUAGGGAUGUUGAGGUGCAAUUUAUUAAGGAGUUACAUAGUGCUUCUUAUGAUGAGGAGUCCUUCUUGAAACAAAAAGCAAAGAUAGAGUGGCUUUGUGCCAGAGAUGGUAAUACUACUUAUUUUCAUAACUUUGUUAAAAAUCAGAAUGCUAGAAGUAAAAUCCAUAGGAUUGUGGAUGCGAAUGCUGCUCAAAUGGUCCGUCCGGUCACGAGUGAAGAGGUCAAAGCUGCUAUGUUCAGUAUUGGAGAGAACAAGGCUCCGGGUCCUGAUGGUUAUACUUCGGCUUUCUUUAAAAAAAUCAAGGGAUAUAGUGGGAGAGGAGGUGACAGCGGCCAUCAUUCAAUUCUUCGAUAA